Molecule: messenger RNA, 882 nt
Organism: Cladophialophora yegresii CBS 114405
Lineage: Eukaryota; Fungi; Ascomycota; Eurotiomycetes; Chaetothyriales; Herpotrichiellaceae
Exons: 1
Coding region: 1-882 (293 amino acids)
Molecular function (GO): FMN binding
Source: RefSeq, a predicted model, not a curated record
AUGUCCUUACACCCCACCCAGUCGGCGCCUGCGCCCUGGAAAAAGACGUUCCAAGACCACCUGGACAAAUCGGGCGGAGCGAGCGCCGAGUUCAUCCUCGCGACAGUGACGCCCAAAGGCGAGCCGCGGGCCCGGACGUGCAUCUUUCGCGGCUUCUGGGCGACGCUGCCGGACAACGAGCACAACAAGCUACCCAAGAACCCGGCCGUGUUCGAGUCCGACUGCCCCACCUUCACGACGGACGCACGCAUGGACAAGACAUACCACGUCUUUGCGACGGGUAAAGGGCAAGGCGAUCUGGCGCAGUCUCGCUCGGGAACGGGCGGCGGCGGCCCGGUCGAGGCGGUCUUCUGGUUCAAGCAGACGAACACGCAGUGGCGGGUGCGGGGCAAGUGUUGGGUCGUGGCCGCGGACGAUAUCGAGGGCGGCACGCCCGAGGCGCAGAACUCGGGCACAAUGACCGUCAAGGCCGAGGUGCAGCGGUACAUGCGCACGAAAACGGACGGAGGCAGCGAGGCGGACGGGAACAAAUCCACCUGGUCCUGGCGACGCGAGAUGGAGAAUUACUUUGAGAACCUGUCGCCCAUGAUGCGGGGAUCUUUUAAGAAUCCGCCGCCGGGCCAGCCGCUCGCGGAGGGCAGGGACGACGAGGCGGGAGAGGCGCUGGGGCAAAAGGCAGGGCAUUUGUCGGACGAGCCGUUGGCGAGGAAGAAUUUCCGCGUCGCGAUCAUUACGCCGGAGCAGGUCGAGGCUGUGGACUUGACGGAUCCGGCAAAGGCCACGAGGCAGAUUUGGACGUUGGAUCAAGAGCACGGCGGGCCUGGCGGGCCUGGGCCGAGUGAGUCGGUGGGUGAGUGGAAUCGGGUCGAGACGUGGCCGUGA